ACGGAGGGAGGCAGACGGAGCUAGCUCCGGGGAAAAGUGCUGCCUGCCUGGGAACCUGUGCUCGCUCGGGCCACCAGGAGCCCUGUUUACCCUCCGAUCCGUUUCCCGACUCUUGCUGAGGCGUCCCCUAACCACUCUGGACUUAAAUCGCAGUCUUUCUGGAUCUCUGCUUCUUAUCUGUAAAACUGGGCUAGUUCUCCCUACCCCUCACUGGGGCGUUGGGAGGAUCUAACGAUGAAAUUUGUCUAAACUAAAGUGUUUUACCAACGAUUGAUGGAUAGAAUUGCUGCAAUUAGGCAGUAGGGCAUAGUAGGUAGGAGCUUGGCACAGGAGCUUGGGCCAGGAGUGAAACUGUCUGGUUUUGAAUCAUAGCUCUUCCUUUUGCUGGAGGUUGGGGGAGUUAUUUAACCUUUCUCUUUCUCAGUGAGCUCACUUUCAAAUGGCUAUUAAAAUGGUACCUGCUUGAUAGGGGCUUUUGGGGGAAUAAAAGAGUUGGUAUAGAUAAAGCAUUUGGAACCCAGCCUGGCGUGGUAAAAUACACAUUCAAUUGUUAGCUAUUAUUAAUAUUAAAUACUUGUAAACUGUCAAAUCAUCACAUCUGUCUUCCCAUUGAUGAGUCCUACACAGUUUACAUGUUAUUUUCCUCUCUGUUCAAAAAUGCUUUAACAGGCUUCCAAUUAGGCAAUGGACAUUCACCAACUCCCCAUCCCCAAGGCAGCCCCAUUCUGUCUCCAGAUAGUUAGGACAAUAAGAAAAUUUUCCAUGUUAUGUAGAAAUCAGCUUUUGUGAUACUUCUACCUAGAGUGCUAGUGCUACCCUUAGAGCCAUAAAUAACACAUUAGCUACAUCUCAUACUUAACAGCUUUUCAGAUUUGGAAACAUCUCCUGCUGAACUCCCUGUGUGCAGUCAGACCUUUGCGUUGCAGCUGUAAUUAAAGAAUGCCAUCUUGUUACACUGUCGCUGAAGAGCCAAACCUUAGAUGCAGAAGCAGAUGUAUUAUGCACAGUCCUUUACAGCAAUCACAACAGAAUGGGCCGCCACAAACCUCAUUUAGCCCUCAAACAGGUUGAACAAUGUUUAAAACGUUUGAAAAACAUGGAUUUGGAGGGUUCAAUUCAAGACCUUUCUGAGUUGUUUUCUUCCAAUGAAAAUCAACCUGUAACUACCAGAGCAUGUGCCAUCCCCAGCCAACCAGUGGUGGAGCUGGUAUUGAUGAAGGUUUUGGGAGCCUGCAAGUUGUUACUCCGCCUGUUGGACUGCUGUUGCAAGACAUUUCUCUUGACUGUGAAACAUCUGGGUUUGCAAGAGUUUAUUAUUUUAAACCUUGUGAUGGUUGGGCUGGUGAGCAGGUUAUGGGUUCUCUAUAAAGGUGUUUUAAAAAGGUUGAUUUCUUUGUAUGAGCCACUGCUUGGACUGCUUCGAGAGGUUUCUAGGAUUCAACCAAUGCCUUACUUCAAAGAUUUUGCCUUUCCUUCUGAUAUUGCUGAAUUUCUAGGACAGCCCUAUUUUGAAGUCUUUAAGAAAAAAAUGCCUGCAGCUUUUGCAGCUAAAGGUGUAACUAAAUUGCUAAAUAAACUGUUUUUAACAAAAGAGCAAUCAACAAGGUCCAGUGAAGAAACCUCACUUGGAAUUUCCAAAAAAUCUAAACAUAUGAAGAUUAAUAUACAGAAUAAUGUGGAUCUUGGACAGCCAGUAAAGAAUAAGAAAGUCUUCAAAGAAAAGUCAUCAGAAUUUGAUGUGAGGGUUUUCUGUGAACAGCUGAAACACAAAGCUACUCAGGAGACCAGCUUUGAGUUUAAAUGUUCUCAGUCCAAACUAAAGACAACCAAACAUUCUUCUCAGAAAGUGAUAGGAACUCCUCAUGCCAAAAGUUUUGUGCAAAGAUUCCGAGAGGCUGAGACUUUUGUACAACUUUCUGAAGAAAUUCAAAUGGCAAUUAUAUGGUGCAGGAGCAAAAGACUCAAGGCUCAAGCCACCUUUCUGGGUAACAAACUUCUUAAAAGUAACCGACUUAAACAUGUCGAAGCUCAAGGUAAUAGAUUGCCAAAGAAACUGGAGUGCAUAAAAACAUCUAUUUGCAACUGCCUUCUUCGUGGCUCAGGAAUCAAAACUUCAAAGCAUCAUCUGAGACAAAGAAGAUCACAGAAUAAAUUUUUACUGAGACAAAGGAAGCCACAGAGAAAGUUGCAGUCGACUCUUUUAAAGGAAAUUCAGCAGUUCCCUCAAGGGUCUCAGAAGAGUGCUACAGAUACCAGUGCUAAGUGGAGACUCUCACACUGUACAGUUCAUAGAACUGAUCUCUACUCCAACAGUAAGAAAUUCUUGAGUAGCAGAAUUUCAAGUCCUGUCAUACAAACUAAGGAGAAACAGAUUCAUAAAAAUCUUACAGGAAGCAAUGAAAAUGAAACUGAUUCAAGGACAGUGAUUCAAAUAAACAAACAUAGUACAUCAGGAAUCAUUAAGGAAACAGAUGAGAUUGAUGAUAUUUUUGCUUUAGUGGGAGUUUAGGUGUUCAUGUGUGAGACUUUUAAGUGCUUAACAAGCUGGUUCUACAUUCUGCUGUUUUAAGUGGAACUGCUGAAAGUACCACCUGGACGCAAGAACUGUUUUAGUGCAACAACGAACAGAAGGUCAUUUCAAUUCAGUAAACAUAGUAGCUUUGGGUCAUUUAAUCAAGUUUUUGGGGGGCUUCAACUACGUGCCAGGCAUUAAGGUGAAAAAUCUGCCAUAGCCUGCCCUUGAGCAGCAGAUGUAAUUUCUUGACUGAGGCUGGCAGGUCCCUGAAAAUUGAAUAAUUUUAUGAUUUACCAGGGAAUUAAGACCUGACAAAUUAAGUCUGCAAAAACCGCUGUGCCUUAUGGUAAAUGGGGAGUUGGGGUGGGAAGUAGCAAGGAAGCACCUAAAAGGUCACUUUGGCCUUAUUAGCUCCGUUGUAAAAGUCCACCUCUGAAACCAAUGUUUGUAGAGUCUGACAGUUGUGCUGUCUUGUUAAUAUAUUAGAAUUGAUCAUCAAAGGCACUCAAAAGUUUUGCCAUUAAUUGUAUUACCGGGGACUGGUCACAAACAUUCUUUCUCUUUAUUUGUUCACCUUGUCUCUAAGGAAUGCAUGUUAAAAUGCUUUUGCAAUUCUUCAAAAGGUUUUAAUUUUUUGUAACUUGUGUUUAUUUAUUUGGGUGCCAGUGAUUGAUUACAAAUAAAACUUUUUUCCAAAAAGGAUAUGAGAUGGCUUGUGGUUAUACAUGGACAACAAAGAGGUAGGUAAGAAAGUAAAAUGAAAAAAUUAGGGUAGGAGACACAAAAUAGACCCAGGAAUGAGGCUAAUACAUGAAUUUAUAAUUUGGUACUGAUGCUAUCAUCUGAUAUUUGGACACUGCUUGUACAAUUUCUCUGAGAUAGUAAAUCUUAUGUAUUUUCAAAUAACGA
Molecule: messenger RNA, 3424 nt
Organism: Galeopterus variegatus (Sunda flying lemur)
Lineage: Eukaryota; Metazoa; Chordata; Mammalia; Dermoptera; Cynocephalidae
Gene: RMP64
Product: chromosome unknown open reading frame, human C3orf17
Exons: 9
Coding region: 1031-2509 (492 amino acids)
Biological process (GO): positive regulation of Notch signaling pathway
Cellular component (GO): nucleus
Source: RefSeq, a predicted model, not a curated record